AUGGCGUCGUUAGCAGCAAAAAAAGACGGAGGUGACAUCAAUGGGGGCCCGUCUGAGGAAGAGGAUCAGCUCCAACAACUCUUAGGGACUUCUUGUUGUGUUAAUCUCAGCGACUCCACGGUGAAGCGUGGUUUUCUGUUGGAAGUGCGAUACCUCUGGCUGCCCAGGUUGCUAAGUGGUAACGGCACUACUGGUGUAGCUCCACAACUCUAUGGGUUUGUGCGCAUAAAGGACGCGGACCACCGUAUUAGUGGCUGGUUCCCCAUUGACUGUAUUGACCUUAAGGAAACUGGAGGGGCUAAUGGAGCUACGAGUUGCGGCAGCAGCUACCCUACGAACAGCGCAGCUUACAACUCAAUGGUGGUAGCAAAGAGCAAAAUCACGCAUCCCAUAAUUAGUCCGGUAUACCGGGAGGUUACACCGGGAAUGGUACGGACCCGCCGUGAGGGGAAGCAGCUCGACUUCUUUGAGGAACGCCUCCUCCGCGACUGCCGGACUCCCACCACAGUGCGAUACUUCAUAUACCUGUGUAAGUUUGCCUUUCCUCCCUGGUACUAUGCGCCUUAUGGUAUGCUGAAUCGCGAAUACGAUCCUUUAGCACCUUUAAGCGACGCAGAGCGGGAGGCGUUGCGUUUCACUGAGGGGAGCACCAAUGAAAGCAUUGAUACUAACCCUUUCAUUCGAGAUGCUUACCUUUGCCCGUUCUCCCUCCGUAUAUAUAGUACCUUCGAGCAGAUGCAGCACGAAACCCUAAGAUAUCGCGCUGGUCACUUGCACCCCCCCGGACUUGAGAUUUAUCGGGACGACACCCGUGGGUUUUCCAUGUUCGAGGUGAAUGGGAGUCGUCACGUCACGUACUGCCGUCACUUGUUCUUGUUAGGGAAGUCGUUCCUUGAGAACAAGUUGGCCGGACAUGACGUACACAACUACUACUUUUAUGUUGUGUGCCUUCAUCAUCGGCACUAUCCACACUACACGGAUGACACCUCCGCUAUGUAUUUUGUUGGGUAUUUCACAUGGGAGAAGCAGGUGACUGACAACAAUCUGGCAUGCAUCGUCACUUUACCAUACUUUAUGGGUGGGGGAGCCUCAUCGGGACAACAGAAUGACUUAAGCGAUGAUCGCGGCCCAGUUGGGGCAGACACUGCCUCCCGUGAAGGGGACACACCCAAAUUAGGUCAUUUUGGGCAAUUCAUGAUCGCUGCGAGCUACGAACUGGCUUACAGGAGGAAGAAUGUUGGCUCCCCAGAAAAACCACUCACAGACUUGGGAGCAGCUGCCUACGACCGCUACUGGAAACGUGUUCUCAUAAAGUGGAUGCACACGUUACUGGAGGGUAACGCCGCAGCAAUUACCGUUGACGACGACGCCGGUGAUGAUGGUCAGUCUGUAACGAUUGUGGUGGCCCAUGAGAACGAGGCGAAAAUGGCGGCCCCGGGGGCCUUAAAGCGACCGCGUCCCGGCACCACUGAUGGGAGCGGCUGCGCGGAGGCGGUGCGGGGUGCACGUGUGGCCGAGGGAGACACCCUGGUGGACACAACCGUUCGGAGUAUAGCCAAGCAAGUACGGUUGGAAGAGGCGGAUGUGCUGCGAACUUUGUUACAAAUGGGUGUUCUUCACCUUAAUGCAGAGGAUAGAAGUAUGCGCGUCGUCAUCCCCGUCUCUUUUGUCAACAGAGAGUACGGUAAAAUGAAAAAGUGGGCACAUGACAUGACGCGCGCUGAAUUUGACCCCAAACUGCUCACUGGCCGUGGCGGGCCUGCCUGGCUUGUUAACACACCAUCGCCGCGUCGGCACAAUCAGCACCAGAGCUGA
This is a messenger RNA of Trypanosoma brucei brucei TREU927, 1815 nucleotides long. RefSeq names its product histone acetyltransferase, putative. NCBI's taxonomy places the organism in Eukaryota, Euglenozoa, Kinetoplastea, Trypanosomatida, Trypanosomatidae. Gene Ontology annotation, biological process: regulation of DNA-templated transcription. Gene Ontology annotation, molecular function: histone acetyltransferase activity. Bases 1 to 1815 code for a protein of 604 amino acids. The transcript has a single exon. The record is from RefSeq and is a predicted model, not a curated record.